GACGGCAGGAGGCUGAGCCGGGGAGGCGGGAGUUGGUGGGAGGCGGAGAGACGGAGGGGGGUGGGGGUGAGGAAAGUGCAGCUCUCGCGACCAGCCUCCUCUUCCAACGUCACAUUGUGCGAGAGACAAAACCCGGGCGCGCCUGAGCUCACACGCGCACGCACGCACACAGACGACCCCGCCGCCUCUCUCUCCCGGCGCCGCCGAGAAAGCCAGCCUUCCCUUCCCUAACGGGGGCGCGGAAGCUCGGCAAGCUCAGAGCGCAGCCCAGAGCCAACCCAGAAGCGGAAGAAAGCCAGAGGACAAGCCUUUUUCCCCACUGCCUGCCGGGCUGAGGCGCCCCAUCCCCCGCCCUGAACCCCGAUCUUUCCCACCCCACCCCUCUGGGUUCCGGGCGGACAGAGCCCAGAGCCCGGUGCGCCCCGGUUUGGAAUCAACGUUUCAGCACUUCGGACAGCGCCCGGGCGUCCGGCCCCCUUUGCGUUGGCUAUGGCGAGCGUUCAGCAAGGCGAGAAGCAGCUUUUCGAGAAGUUCUGGCGAGGAACCUUUAAAGCCGUGGCCACCCCACGUCCUGAGAGUAUCAUUGUCGCCAGCAUUACAGCCCGCAAGCCGCUGCCCAGGACCGAAGCCCAGAGCAGCCCCAUGGUUCCAGUCCAGGACGGACCCUCGGAGAAGCUGAGCCAGCGUCUGGCCACUGAGGCCUUGGGCCCCAACAGCUGGGAGAGAGACAAGGCCUGCCGGGAGCUCAACUUGGUGCUCCCACACACCUCCCGUGACAAGGAUUUGACGCCACCGCCCUCCUCCAGGGGGAAGAAGAAAAAGAAGAAAUCCACCAGGAAGAAGAGAAGGAGGUCCCCGUCGUAUAGCCCAUCACCUGUCAAGAAAAAGAAGAAGAAAAGUUCCAAGAAACAUAAGCGACACAGGUCAUUCUCCAAGAAGAGAAGGCACAGCUCCUCCAGCCCAAAAAGCAAGAGAAAAGAGAAGAGGCACAAAAAACAGUCGCGAAGCAGGCCCCGAAAGUCUCACCGCCACCGCCGCCACCACUGCCCCUCGCGAUCCCAGAGCUCGGAGUCGAGGUCCUCGAGCUGUGAGAACAGGCACCGCGGCCGGUCCCCCGAGGAAGGGCGGAAGUCUCGCCAAAGGCACUCCCGCCGCUGCUCCAAGACCCUGGCAAGCCAGCCCGAGGCCCGGUCCGGCCACCCGCCCAGCCAGCCCCUGCAGAUGCUCAGCCUGCUGUCGGCCAGCGGUGUAAUCACUGGGUCGGGGUCUGCUGCUGACCUCUUUACCAAAACAGCCAGCCCGCUCGCCACCUCCCGAGGACGCUCCCAGGAGUACGACUCAGGCAACGACACCUCCUCGCCACCCUCCACGCAGAUCAGCUCGACCAGGUCUCGGGGUCAGGAGAAGGGGAGCCCCAGCGGGGAACUCAGCAAGAGCCGGGACCUCCACAGCGGCAACACCUCUGAUUCAGGGAACUCCUUCACCACCUCCUCGCCCCAGAACAAGGGGACCACUUUGGAGAGUCUCUCCCCCACCAGCAGGGGCAGAGAGCCAAGAGGACCGCAGUCGCCGUGCCUGGGCUGCGCCGAGGUGAAGAAGUCCGGUGGGGUCCCCUCCCCAGCCCGGAGCUCCCCCAUGAGAGGGUGCUCCCGCAGCUCCUCCUAUGCCAGCACCCGCUCCUCCAGCCACUCCUCUCGGUCCCCCAACCCCAGGGCCUCCCCCAGGUACACACGGAGCCGAUCCACCUCCUCUGGGAAAAGGUCCUACUCGCGCUCACCCAGCUACUCCUCCAAGUCUGGCAAGAGGAGCCCGCCCAGCAGAAGCUCGCGAUCCCGCCGCAGCCCCAGCUACUCCCGCUACAGCCCCAGCAGGGAACGGGACCCCAAGUACAGUGAGAAGGACUCGCAGCAGCGGGAGCGCGAGCGAGCGCGUCAGAGGCGGAGGUCCUACUCGCCCAUGCGGAAGCGCCGGAGAGACUCCCCGAGCCACCUGGAGGCGCGCAGGAUAACCAGCGCCCGGAAACGCCCCAUCCCCUACUACCGGCCCAGCCCCUCUUCGUCCAGCGGCCUCAGCAGCGCCUCCUCCUGGUACAGCAGCAGCAGCAGCCGCUCAGCCAGCCGCAGCUACUCCCGCAGCCGCAGCUACUCCCGCAGCCGCAGCCGCACCCGGAGCCGGAGCAGGACCCGCACGAGCAGCAGCUCCAGCUCCCGCAGCCCCAGUCUGGGCUCCCGGAGCCGGAGUCGGAGCCGCAGCUACAGCUCAGCAGGCAGCUACUCCAGCACCAGGCGCUAAGCAAGGGCCCUCCUCUGAGCCAGCUGCCCGCGGGGGCGGGGCCCUAUCUUUGGGCCAGCCUCCCCCACUCUCUGCCCACCCUGCCUUCUCCUUGGUGACAGACAUUGAGGGCUCCUGGACCCUGUCCUUUCUGUUCUCCUGGGGAGGAGGAAAAGAGGGUACCCGCUGCUAAGAGCCUCCACCAGCACCAUCCUGGGGCUCAAUUCAGAUGAAGAGAAACACCCACCCUCUGUUGGCACACACACACAAAAAAAACAACCCUCAAGGUUUUAUAAGAAGCAAUGGGUCCGUGACUCCAACACUUGGGCCUGGCCAGGAAGAUGUAGACGGUUCUGCUCACACACUGCUCCCGGCUGCAUACGGAAGGGCGGGGCUCAUUCGUCCCACCUGCCCUCCUUCUCCCCUCAUUCAGUCUUGUGGCUGCAUGUCUGUGGACCCAUCCCUCAUGGGGAUGUCAGGGGUGGGUGGGUAGGGAGAUUAGAAGAGAUCAACAGCAAUUCAACUCCAGGAGAUGAGGUCAGGCCGGCCACCUCCCCAAACAGGCCAGAGCAAAGGCUAGAAGGCUCUCGAAUCCUAGAAGAGGGGAUGCACAUGAGUAGGGGACAUGGACAUUCCAGCUGACAGCAGGGGCCUCUGAUAAUGAGUGUGGAAACGCAGAGGAAGAGUUCAGGCUGCUGCUCCCCAUGUGCCAGCUUGGUCGGAAAAGCAGCCCAGCAGGUUCCAGCAACGGAGAGGCCGCCACAUGGCUUACACGAGAUGCCCCCUGACUAUUCACAGGGACCCUGCAACCUCACUGAGAAAGGACACAGCGGACAGUCGGGACAGCAUGGUCAACACCCCCAUUUCCCAAAUGUGUCCCGGCCCCACUAGCUGGCACCAGCUGAAUUCCACAGGACCAUCUGCCGCACGUCCCCCAGUGCCAUGGCCAGCUGCCAUCCGCAGCGCCAGCCCGUCUGGCCUUACCCUCUGGCUGGCGCCUGCCUGCCCCUCCACACCGCCCAGAGUGCCACACCCUGGAUCCUACCCAAUGCAGCUGAACGAACACCCACCCACCCACCCACCCUCAUCUUUGCCACCCCCUUUGCCUCAGGAAUUUUGCCAGGCUGGGGCGCAGCAGCUCAGGUUUGAGGGGAAAGGCCCACCCACAUUCAGAGGGUCAGCGAGGCUUGGAUGCUCCAUGUCUUGGGCUCCCCCUGGCUUCGGAAGUUCCUUGUCAGCUUGGGGAAGUCCCACCCGUGUUUCUGGCCCCGGCCCACGUUCCCUUGCCUGAGGCUGGGCCCUGAGGGCGAGUCCAUCUCUGACACAAAUACCAGCAGCUGCUCCAUCCACAGAAGUAACUGAGGACAGGGGUGUGGGAGAAAGGAUCCUUAAGAUAACCUGGGGCAUCCCCCCACCAGCUAACCGGCUUUCCGGAGCCUCAAGGGUGAAUUUCGAGCUUGCGGCGGCAACAGCAGCAGGGCAGGAUGUGGCGGGAGCGAGAGGAGGCAGCUCCCAGCUCUGGCUCUGGGGCUUUGUGGAAGCAGGGAUCAAGGACUCUUCAUCUCACGCCGCACGCAAGACAUUUGGCGGGAAAAAAUCUUUUUGUUUGGAAGCGGGGCCCCGCCCCUCCCCUGUCUUUGCCUUCGCAUCAGCCCGUGGGGCCAGAAACUGCCCUGAACCACCCCGAACGUCCUUCCUCCACCCGGAGAGCGGAGCACGGUUGUCCAGGCAGCCAAGGAGGGCCCGCCUUCCCAUGAUGCCCUCUGGCCCGGCCCUGGGCCCUGCCGCCAAGGUUACGGAUGCUGAUGCUGUCGCCGCGGAAGGCCGAUGGCAGGCGCCCCAGGAGGGCAUGUACAGCAAGUGUAAAUAACCCUCUUCCUUGCCCAGGCUCCCUGCUGGACUCCAGUCUCCCCUCACGGAGACGGAGGCUCCCCGGAGCGGAGCCUCGCAGCCUCCUUGGCAGGACCGAGGUGAGGGGCCCCAGGGCCUCGCACGCAUUCAGACUGCCUCCAUUGACGCAACUCUAGGGGACCGUCUCGCCUGGGGCUGCUAGCAGACCUUUUUAUUUAUUGUAUGUAUUUAUGUUUAUUUAUUUAUUUAUGUGAUGAGAUCUCGCUCUGUCCCCAUUAGCAGUAUUCAACUAUUUAUUUACAUGGAGAGGGUGUGUGUGUGUGUGUGUGUGUGUUACGUGUGUGUGUGUUUGGGGAGCAGGGGGUCUUCUAAAUUAUUUCUGGGCAUCUCUCUUUCCCUUCCUGUCUCUGUAGGUGGGAUCUGACAGCCGGGGGUGGGUGGGGACAUUGCCCUUUCCCCUGUAGGUGGGACCCACUGAGCCCUAGGCCCCAGCACAUCCUGGAGGUGGCCCGGAAGCACUUCAGGCCCCCAGGUGCCUUGCUUGGCCCUCCAUCGGUGAGGUUCAGGCCUGCACCCCAGCCCCUGCCCUCCAGCUGCUUCACUGAGGUACCAAAAAAAAAAAAUGAAAAUGGCCAAGAAGCUUAUGAGCUAAGGCACUGAGCUGGCACCGUGGAGUCACAGCUUACGUGGGGGCUGGCGUCUACAGUUAGUGUGGAAAGCGAAACCCAGAGUCAAAAUCGCCCGUGAAAGUGCUCCAGGCAGCCCACGGGAGACAGAGGUGCCGCCUCUCGGGGGGCUGGUGAGGCUUCCCUCUGUGGGUGCUUAUCGAAGCCGCUGCCUGCAUUUGGAGCCCACGGUGGCUGAGAGUGGCGCGGGGUCCACACUGGGACCCCGUGCACUUGGCUUAGGCAAGAAGCUCAAACCUGGAGACCAAGGCAAGGGACGUGACAAAGGGAAGUGGAGAUGCCUAUCCUGGUCUCGGCCUUAUGCCCCGGCAGGUAUUAGUGGGCAGGGUCCCUCCCCGGCUUCUCUGAGCCUACCUUGUUGGUUUCCUGUCAGUUCCUCGGGCUUCUGUCUCCUGGUGCCCAAAGGGAAAGCCCUUUUUUGCGUGUGGUCUCUUGCUGUUCUGUUGAGGGAGAGAGCAAGGAUAUUUUUGAAGUUAAAAAAUAAGGUAAAAGGAGCAGCGACAGGUCCCCCACAAGAAGGUCAUCUCAGGUGCAUCCUGGGAAGCAGGACCUAGAGGUCGUCGCUGGUUUGCCUCUCUGAGCAACCAGCAGUGGUUGGCGGCGGGAGACGGCUCCCUCCCUUUCCAAAGUCACUCUUCCUUGCCUGGAAACAGGCAGCUUGGCUGGUCCAGCUUUGGGUUUGGUGAGCCUGGUGGUUCCUCUGGUCAUGUGACUCUGCCCUGCCUUAGCCCAAGCGCCUAAGCAAAGGAGUCCCCCUGGCUGGGGGAAUGUUUGCCAGAAGGCUGCUUGAGCGCCCCCUAGGGGAGAUCUUUGUCCCUCCCGCUCACUUGGUGUGUUUCUCUCAUUUCCUUUACAUUUUCUGUGUUUUCCCCUCCAAACAUAAAAACUCGUGCUGGGGCACCGACAACCUUACUUUUAACCAGAACUCCCGACCCCUGGCACGGCUCUGUCUCGGCCUGCCCUCAUCACUUCCUGCCCCCAGUAAUGAGACAGGCUGCCGAAACCUGCCCCCGAGGAGGACCGAGUUCGAGGACCAGUCGGGGAAACAGGAGGCAGAUGUGGCCUGAGGUCAAGGACAGGCAGCCCCUGGCCUUCCUGCUACCAGUAUUCAUUCACGGAGCAACCGACUGAACCCGGGCCAAUCGCCCCUUUUCUCUGGGCUGCGGUGUCCCCCUUUGAAACGCGGAGGAAUUUCUGAGAUACGACCCAAAGUGACCACCCGAGCCCUGGGCCGUUCUUCAAGGACAGACUGAGCUCACGGAGACGUAGAGAAAGAGGGAAAAACAUCCCGGAUCGUUUUUAGGAGGGUCUUCAUCACGAGAGUAAAAGCGGGAAGCAGAAUGUGACUUCCCUCUGGUUAAUGAAGAGAAAGCUAACUGGUUCCAAGCCCCCACCCAGGGACGUUUCUAGUCCAUCCAGGUGCGACUCCAUCCCUGUACUUCUUCCCUCUCUUUGAAGAACAGUCAGUCUUUCAGAAGGAAAACGGGAUUCAGAUGUCCGAGGGACACAGGGUCUCCGUCUCAGAGGCCCCGUGGCUGGCUUGUUCAGACCCACCUUUCCCAGAAGGCUUUGCGUAACGAGGCCAAAAUUCAGGCUGCUCCCAAAGGUUCGGAAGCACUUUUUUUUUUCUCCAAGUCCUACUUCUGUCUUUUCUUUUGCCAUAUUCUCCUCCCCAAAUACCCAAAGUACUCUCACGUGCAUAUCGCUUGCUUUUCUCUCCAGCUGAAUAUAAAAUUUUGUGUCAUAAAAAAAAAUUAAAGACUUCUAGCGUUCCUUAAAAACUCGCCGCCUCCUGCCCCGGCCAGCCCCAGCCAAGGCCCGACGCUGGUGCUAGGAAGCAAUGCUCCAUUGCAUCCUCUUCCUCCCUUCUCACUCCCACACCAACCUGCGCUGAGGCCCAGAGAGUUGUCCUCUCCCCUCCAUCUGGGACCGUUUUUUGUUUGUUUGUCUUUACUUUUUGAGGGUUUUUCUUCAGUGGUGGUUGCUUGGCAUUGUAAAUACCAUCAUGGGGAUCCCUCAUCAGAACAUUGCUUCUUUAAUAAUUUAUUUCCUAUGUAUUGAGUGGUACUGGGAGAGGAGGGGGACUCCCCCUGCCCCUGAAUUGCUGAUGGAAACCGGCCCAGCUCCCAGCUCCCAGCUCCCAGCUCCCAGCUCCCAGCUCCGGGGCGGCUGCCUGCAGAGGGUGCGUGCUGGCCCAGGUAAUGAGAGCUAGAAUCACCCAGCAAAUUGGAAUCGGCAGAAACGGAGGUUUCAGUCAUACAAAUUAAGCUCAAAUGGAACUAAAACACUGGUUAACUCCGGGAAAACCUCAUUUAGAUGGAAAUUAAUUGAGGAAUAAAAUGCCUGCACACGAACCAACUUCUAUUAAAAAGUCCCAACUCCUUGGGAAGAGAAAAAAGUGGUGAGACAGAGAGAAGAUGAUAAUCCCUCUUCUCUGGCCAAGAACAGCUAUGCCUCAUCUUUUAACAAGCGGAGCCAAAGCAAAUGGCACCAGCUUCCUUUGUGGGUCUCUUGCCUCUGUGUGUGUGUGUGUGUGUGUGUGUGUGUAUCGGACGGAGUGGCUCUCGGGCCUCAGUCUUACCAUCCGCAGAAUGGGGUUUGGCCUCAGUGUUUCCCAGUGGGGGAGGGGGAGGGGCUCCUAACUCUGAUGCCCUGGCAGACACAGGACCCCUUGUGACUUCUCCUGACUGUGGGGUGAAGGGUGUCUCCCAGGGCUGGAAAUAAAAACGGCCUGGGCUUCACUUGCAGGGUGAGGUCGCAGUAGCUGAGUCCUGCGGUCAGAUGGUGGGGAGGAGGGUGUCCAGGUGCUGCCACUUUAACAGCGCCUUGUGGUCCAGCUGAAAGCCCUCGAUAUUCAGCUUGAACUUCUCCCCAAACCCAGCCUUCCAGGGUCAUCAAAGUAAAGAUCAGAGUGGCUUUGCCGUGCCACUGUUUAUCUGUACCGUUGUGCAAACCAGCGGUAUGCGUCGUAUGGCCAUUUCUCAGAUGGGAACGCGGAGGCCCGGGAAGGGGGAAGUGGCGUGCGCAAGCUCCCUGGGGCUCUGGUCUGUCGGGCCCCGUGCCCCCCACCCUCUCCGGGGCUCCUUCUUGCCGGGCCUGUGCUAUGAGGACUUCUGUUCGGGCUGUAUCUCUUCUGUCCCAAUUCUCAGCUGUUUCCUCAAAGAGUUUUUGGCCAAGGACCUCGAAGAUUCUACCACAUCAGCCAAGGCCAUUUCUCCACGUUGGGGGCUUGGAACCCCCCCCUCUGGAAAACCCCAGACCAGGGAACCCACCAGCAGCCCAGGCUGAGCAGCCGGCCCCCGCCCGGACCACCCACACAGAAGGGCGGGAGCUCCUGUGCCCAGCAGCACCCUGGGACCCUGUCUCCCACCCAGUGAGUGGCGCAGCGGCCGUGGCUUGUGUGACUUCUGGUGUCUGCAGCUGAGCGUAAACUCCCCAGGGUUCCCGGGUCUUCAGCCUGUACGAAACACGUCUGUUCUAAUUAAAGGUCCCGUGGUAUGGUGUUCUCA
Molecule: messenger RNA, 8317 nt
Organism: Phyllostomus discolor (pale spear-nosed bat)
Lineage: Eukaryota; Metazoa; Chordata; Mammalia; Chiroptera; Phyllostomidae
Gene: SRRM4
Product: serine/arginine repetitive matrix 4
Biological process (GO): regulation of RNA splicing; neuron maturation; mRNA processing
Cellular component (GO): nucleus
Molecular function (GO): mRNA binding
Source: RefSeq, a predicted model, not a curated record